AAGUAUUCUAAAUCAGGAUGUCUGCACAGUCAGUGGAAGAAGAUUCUAUACUUAUCAUCCCAACUCCAGAUGAAGAGGAAAAAAUUCUGAGAGUGAAGUUGGAGGAGGAUCCUGAUGGUGAAGAGGGAUCAAGUAUCCCCUGGACAUCACUUGACCCAGAGGUUUUCCGACAGCGAUUCAGGCAGUUUGGAUACCAGGAUUCACCUGGGCCCCGUGAAGCUGUGAGCCAGCUUCAAGAACUUUGCCAUCUAUGGCUCAGGCCAGAGACACACACAAAAGAACAAAUCUUGGAGCUGGUAGUGCUAGAGCAGUUCAUUGCCAUCCUACCCAAGGAGCUGCAAACUUGGGUUCCAGAGCAUCAUCCAGAGAAUGGAGAGGAGGCAGUGACGGUGCUAGAGGAUUUAGACAGUGAACUAGAUGACCCCGGACAGCCGGCUUCUCUCCGCCGAUGAAAACGGAAAGUGCUGAUAGAAGAGAUUGUAUCUCAAGAAGCAGCUCAGGGAUUAUCAAAUUCUGAGCUUGAUGCUGUGGAAAACCAGCUCAAGUGGGCAUCUUGGGAGCUCCAUUCCCUAUUGCACUGUGAUGAUGAUGCCAGAACUGAAAAUGGAGUGUUGGCUCCAAAGCAGGAGAUUUCUUCAACAGUAGAAUCUCAUGAAAUUCCUGGCACUCUCAAUAUAGGUGUUCCUCAGAUUUUUAAAUAUGGAGAAGCCUGUUUCCCUAAGGGCAGGUUUGAAAGAAAGAGAAAUCCUUCUAGAAAGAAACAACAUAUAUGUGAUGGAUGUGGAAAACACUUCAGUCAGGGCUCAGCCCUUAUUCUUCAUCAAAGAAUCCACAGUGGCGAGAAACCCUACAGAUGUGUUGAAUGUGGAAAGGCAUUCAGCAGAAGUUCUAUCCUUGUGCAACAUCAGAGAGUCCAUACUGGAGAAAAACCUUACAAAUGUCUUGAAUGUGGAAAAGGCUUUAGCCAGAAUUCUGGGCUUAUUAAUCAUCAGAGAAUCCAUACUUGGGAGAAACCUUAUGAAUGUGUUCGGUGUGGGAAAUCCUAUAGUCAGAGCUCAAAUCUUUUUAGACAUCAGCGAAGACACAAUGCAGAAAAAGUUCUGAAUGUUGUGAAAGUUUAAGAAAUUA
This is a messenger RNA of Molossus molossus (Pallas's mastiff bat), 1128 nucleotides long. Its product is annotated as zinc finger protein 24-like. NCBI's taxonomy places the organism in Eukaryota, Metazoa, Chordata, Mammalia, Chiroptera, Molossidae. Gene Ontology annotation, molecular function: RNA polymerase II cis-regulatory region sequence-specific DNA binding; DNA-binding transcription factor activity, RNA polymerase II-specific. Gene Ontology annotation, biological process: regulation of transcription by RNA polymerase II. The record is from RefSeq and is a predicted model, not a curated record.